CCCGGCCUUCCUUCUCCAUCCAUUCCAGCCAUUGCCAAUCCCCACCUCCUCACUCACACACGAAAUCUCUCAACACCUCCAGCCCUCUCAGCUCAACCUCACCAGUACCAAGCAAGGCAAGUCUCAUGGACGCGGUGGAGUCCUCAUCGCCCUACUCGCCGCCCUCGCUACGCCACAAGCUGCGGACCACCGUCUGCAGCUGCUUCGGCUCGCCUGGCAGCGGCGCGGAGAGGCCGUACACCGGGGGCGGCAGGAGCAGGUGGAGGCGACGCUUCGUCCCCACGGGGGAGUUCAGGUACGACCCGCUCAGCUACGCGCUCAACUUCGACGACGGCAGCAGCGACGACGGCGACGCCAACGCGGAGGACGCCGCCUUCCGGCACCGGAACUUCAGCUCGCGUCUGCCGCCCUCGCCGGUGCCGGCCUCCCGAGCCGUCGCCAUCGCCUGAAGUCCUGAAUCGUAGUAGUAGCGAUCGUCCUUUUUAACCUUUUGUAGCUUCCGUCUCUCUGGUUUUUCUUCUUGUAUGAACGAGACGAAUCACUACAUCUGUAAAAGCAGUUUAUACGGCCGGGGAAAUGUACGUACCGAGGAGUAGCACUAGCAUCAUGUACUUAGACAAAUAGUAUAAGAAUCAAUUAGUCCAUUUUUAA
Molecule: messenger RNA, 651 nt
Organism: Triticum aestivum (bread wheat)
Lineage: Eukaryota; Viridiplantae; Streptophyta; Magnoliopsida; Poales; Poaceae
Exons: 1
Coding region: 126-449 (107 amino acids)
Source: RefSeq, a predicted model, not a curated record